Molecule: messenger RNA, 2032 nt
Organism: Sclerotinia trifoliorum
Lineage: Eukaryota; Fungi; Ascomycota; Leotiomycetes; Helotiales; Sclerotiniaceae
Source: the annotation of a GenBank genome assembly
GAAUUCCCCACAAGGCCGGCGCCGGGAGCUUUCGAGCUACAAACUAAUCCAAAAAUAGCUUAGCUCAACUGCAGUUGGUCGCGACCUCAAAAUAUCUUUUUGUCGGGUCGCGCCGUGAGCUUCUAGCUUUAAACUCCAUACCAACGCGAAUCAACAUGUUGUGCUCAAGUAAGUUUAAAGUGCUCCUAGAACUGAUUUAUGACUUGCGACUGACUUUUUACAGUAUCUGGAGAAGCUCCACUGGAACCUGUUGCUUCAUCGAAAUCAGGUAAGUUGGGAAAUAAGUUAUCUAUCUCUCAAUGAAUUUAAAAAUAACAGAUUUCAGGCAACAUUUUCGAAAAACGACUUAUUGAAUCAUAUAUUGCUGAAAAUCAUAAAGAUCCAGUUACUGGAGAAGACCUCGAAAUUGCAGAUCUAAUCGACCUCAAAUCCGCCAAAAUCGUUACUCCUCGACCUCCGACUCUCACAUCGAUUCCUUCUCUCCUUUCUACUUUCCAAAAUGAAUGGGAUGCAUUAGCGCUAGAAAGCUUCACUAUACGACAACAAUUACAUCAGACUCGACAAGAGUUGUCAACAGCAUUAUAUCAACAUGAUGCAGCCGUGAGGGUUAUUGCGCGGCUGACGAAGGAGAGAGAUGAGGCUAGAGAUGCAUUAAGCAAGGUCUCAAUUGGAGCUGGAAAUUCUGGAAAUGGUGAUGCUAUGCAGGUUGAUACUCAAGGUCUUCCAGAAAACUUGGCAAACUUAGUCGAUGCUACACAAGCCGAGUACGAGUUUUGACGAAAGGGUUAUGAGAUCAAUUGCUAAUCAGAUUAUAGACUUUCCAAAAGCCGUCGAAAGCGACCUGUUCCAAAAGGAUGGGCUACAGCAGAGGAUAUUGGCCAAUUUAAGAUCACCUCUACUUCGGAACCUUUAUACCCUGGGUGCACUUCACUCGCUCAAAGUGAAGACAAGUUAAUCGUUGGUGGAUCGAAAGAGGUAGGUAUCUACUCAUUGACGGAACAAAAGAUCAUAAAGUCGUUUGAGGCCGGAGGUCCAGUCACAGGAGCUGUUUUCUCUGGCAGCAUGCCUAUUGUGUCUACUGCAAAGGGAGUUGUAAAGUUGUCGGGGGAUGAAGAACAUACAUUUACAUCGCAUGCUGGCGCAGUUAAUGCUCUAGCAUUACAUCCAAGCGGCGAAAUUCUAGCAUCUGUUGGUGUCGACAAGAGCUUCGUAUUUUAUGAUUUGGCUGAGAAGAAGGCAAUCACUCAAAUUUAUACAGAUUCAGGUAUGUCGACUUUGGAAAUUUUAUCUAGUGCCCCUUGUUAACAUUUGAUAGAACUUAAAACAGCGGCUUUCCAUCCAGAUGGCCAUCUUUUUGCGGCCGGCGGCGUUGAUGGCCAAAUUAAAUUAUUCCAUGUUAAGACGGGAGAGAGUGCAGGUGUAAAUUUCGAAAUAGAUGGGCCUGUCCAGGACGUCGCCUUCUCUGAGAAUGGUAUAUGGUUUGCAGCUGUUGCCAAAGGAUCUACUAGUGUUGUGAUUUUUGACAUCAGAAAAGAAGGAAAGGCUGCAGAGGCAAAGGUUUUAGAGAUUGGUGGACCAGUUGACGCUAUUCAGUGGGAUUACACGGGCCAAUUUUUGGCAGCCUCGGGACCAAGAGGGCUUACUAUCUCUCAAUACACCAAAUCUACAAAAUCCUGGUCGGAUGCUACGAGCUUAGCUUUGCCAGCAACUGCAGUGCAGUGGGGUGGGGAGGCGAAGAGUUUAAUCACUGUUGAUAAUGAGGGAGUUGUGACGGUUCUUGGUGUAGCUCCUGAGUGAUGGAGUUUUCAAAACAUCGAGAUGGGGUGGGAAUAUCAUGGGAGUUGGGUCGUUUGAAGAUGUGAAAAAGAAAUUUGGAGUAUUUGUUUCACAGACUGUAAUAUUAGGACAGAAGCAUAUUUGCAGUGCCCAAAAUGAACAAUAUUAGUGGCACAUGCCGACCUGCACUUGGAGUUAGAAUAUUAAUUUGCGAGUCAUGAAUGAUGAAAGUUAGGAGAUUAUAAUAUGCCUACCU